AAAUAUUAAGAUAAAAAGCUGAUAUCUAUAUUUAGAGGUAGGUUUUGUUAUAAUAUAAUGAGAACUUAAAUUAUAUUUAUCAAAUGAUGUUGUAAAUAAGUAAGAUUUUAAUAAACUUUUUAUAAAUUAAAAUGAUGAUGGUUUGAAAUAACUGAAUAAAAGAAAAAACUGAAUUCAUAUUAAUAACCUCUAUACUUCUAAUUUUUAGAAAUUAAAUAAAUGUCAAUAUCAUCAUCAUAUUCAAAUACACCAAUACCAUAAAGAAAACCAUGGACCACCUAAGAGGAUUAACUAUUGACAGAACUUAGAAAAAAAAACAAAUUAGAUUGGAUUGAGGUGGCAAGAAGAAUAGAUGGAAGAAAUCCAUCUUAAUGUGCUUAAAGAUGGAAAAGAAUUAAAGGAUUCAAGUUAAGAAAACAAUGGACUGAAGAAGAAAAUCAAAAACUUAUUGACUUGGUUUCUAAAUUUGGUUAUCAUUGGAGUAAAAUUAGUUCUUUUCUUCCAUAAAGAACUGGAAAAUAAAUUAGAGAACAUUAUCUUAAUUAACUUCAUCCAGAUAUUAAUAAUGAACCAUGGACAAAGGAAGAAGAUGAAAUAGUAGUAGAAUAUUACAAAAAACUUGGAGGUAAAUGGAGCUAAAUUAGCAAACACUUAAACAAAAGAUCAGAAAAUAGCAUCAAAAACAGAUUCUAUUCUUACUUAAGAAACAAAUAUCUGAAUAUUAAAAAUCCAUAUUACAUAGUACCAGAAAAAAAAUAAAAGUUAAAUGGAUCCAAAGAUUCUGAGGAAAAAUAAGAAAUAUAAAUAAUUAAUCCAAUAAAAUAAGAAUCUUCAUUUCAAACAAGUUAUUAAUAAGUCCCUAAAGAGUUAAAUAUGCAAAUUAUAAUGCCAUUCUAUCAAAAUUAGUUCAUUUAAUAUCCUAUGGCUUAUCCUUGUGCUAUGUUCGUGCCAAUUUAUUUGUAUUAGUAGCAAGGAUAGUAAGUAAAUUAGGUCAUGCGAUAUUGAUUUUAAUUUCACAUUAUCGAGUUUUAUUAAAAUAUUAUAAAAUAUGUA
This is a messenger RNA of Paramecium sonneborni, 1053 nucleotides long. Lineage: Eukaryota; Ciliophora; Oligohymenophorea; Peniculida; Parameciidae. The record is from the annotation of a GenBank genome assembly.